CCAUCACCAUGUCCUCCGCGGAUUCAAUCAUUGCCGUUAAAUCAGGAAAAGGCGCCACGUGUUGAGGGAAAGCUUCCCGGCCGCUGGUGAAAAGCUCCAUCCUUUUCUCUUCACGGCUUGGUUUCUCAAUCACAACCAGAAAUCUGUGGUCUUUUUUCGGAUUUGGUUUUCCCCCAAAUUUGGCAUCUUGCACUUCACUUCAGCUGCCUUCAUCUUCCACAGCAGCUGUGUUUAGAACCAGAACCGGAACCAGAUUCAGAUUCAUGUCAGCAUCAACGAAUUCAACGCCUGUAAAUGAAAAAGGUGAACAAGUAUUGCAAGAUUUUAAACUACUCGAUGCAGUCAAUGAUAGAUAUGGAGGAGUGGUUGUAGAAGUGACAGUGCCCUUGGAGUCUACCCUCUUUACUUCAAUGCUUAGAGCUUCAAUAGCACAAUGGCGACAACAGGGGAAAAGGGGUGUGUGGAUCAAAUUGCCUAUUCAGCAUUCCAAUCUUGUUGACCCUGCUGUCAAGGAAGGAUUUUGGUAUCACCAUGCUGAGCCGAAUUACUUGAUGCUUUGUUAUUGGAUUCCUGAAGGUACACAUACUCUUCCUGCAAAUGCUUCACACAGGGUGGGCAUUGGUGCAUUUGUCAUGAACGAAAAGAGAGAGGUUUUAGUGGUUCAAGAGAACACAGGACGGUUUCGGGGUACAGGUGUGUGGAAGUUCCCUACAGGAGUUGUGGAUGAGGGAGAAGAUAUAUGUGCAGCUGCAGUUCGAGAAGUCAAAGAAGAGACGGCAGUUGAUACAAAAUUUAUCGAAGUACUAGCAUUCAGACAAAGUCACAAAGCAUUUUUUGAUAAGUCGGACAUAUUCUUCCUAUGCCUGCUGGAACCACUUUCGUCUGAAAUUCAAAUGCAGGAAACUGAGAUAGAGGCAGCCAAGUGGAUGCCAUUUGAAGAAUACGCGUCACAGCCAUUUGUCCAGAAACACGAGCUCUUGAAAUACAUUGUUGACAUAUGCUUGGCAAAGAAAGAUGGAAACUAUUCUGGGUUUUCUCCGGUGCAUACUUCCUCCUCAUUCUCGGAUGAAAAUAACUAUAUGUACUUCAACACUCGUGACCUUGAAGGGCAGUGAUUCCUGGUUUAUGGCACCUAAAA
Hibiscus syriacus is the source of this 1138-nucleotide messenger RNA. Its product is annotated as nudix hydrolase 2. Lineage: Eukaryota; Viridiplantae; Streptophyta; Magnoliopsida; Malvales; Malvaceae. Gene Ontology annotation, molecular function: ADP-ribose diphosphatase activity; NAD binding; NADH pyrophosphatase activity. Bases 264 to 1115 code for a protein of 283 amino acids. The record is from RefSeq and is a predicted model, not a curated record. The transcript has 10 exons.